AUGAUUUUCAAAAGAUUCAAUUCCGGCUCUGUUGCCGGCAUUUUAAAGAAAACAGCGCUGUAUGAUCUACAUGUCAAAGCUGGUGGUAGCAUGGUUCCAUAUGCUGGCUAUGCCAUGCCAGUGAAAUACUCGCAACAAACUCAUAUCGAAUCUCACAAUUGGACUCGUUCUCACGCCGGACUUUUCGAUGUUUCCCACAUGCUGCAGAGUACAUUGAAAGGCACAGAAUCUACACAAUUUUUACACAAAAUUACGCCAACGGAUUUUGAAAACUUGCCCAUCGGUCAGGGCACGCUUUCUGUCUUACUCAACGCCAAGGGCGGUGUUGUGGAUGAUACUUUAAUCACGAAAGUGGGCGAAAACGAAUUCUCGAUUGUCACCAACGCAGGGUGCAUUGACCAAGAUGUGGCCUUUUUAAAGUCACAGAUCGAAGGGUUUGACUGUCAGUGGGAGCCCGUUCGCGACAGAGCGCUUCUAGCGCUACAGGGUCCUCAGGCGAAAGACGUGCUGGGCGCGAUUGUGGCCGGGGGUCCAGAUUCACUCAAGGAUCUGUUUUUCGGCCAGCGUAGACAGUACACAGUGGAAUCUGGCGGCUUUGGAAUGGAUGUGGCUCGUUCUGGGUACACCGGCGAGGACGGCUUUGAAAUCUCCGUCGCCAACGACAAUGCUCUAAACCUGGCCACUCAGCUAUUGUCCAACCCGGCAGUGCGGCCCAUUGGGCUUGCCGCUAGAGACAGUUUGCGGCUGGAAGCCGGAAUGUGUCUAUAUGGCCACGAACUGGACGAGACCAUAACACCCGUGGAGGCGUCCCUCACGUGGCUGGUGUCGAAGAGUCGUAGAGAUGGGACCUCGUGUGUGGGUCCUAAAUUCAACGGUUACAGCCACAUUAUGGAUCAAAUUAACCACAAAUCGGCCACCAAAGCUCGUGUUGGGUUCAGAUACACGGGACGUGGACCUGCCGCACGCCAGGGUGCCGAACUCUUCUCUGCUGACGGCGACAAGGUUGUGGGCGUUGUUUCGUCCGGCAGUGCUUCUCCCUCCUUGGGAGGAAUCAACAUCGGACAGGCUUAUGUGGACAAAGCCUAUCGCAAGACUGGCACCGAACUGCAGGUGAGUGUGCGUGGCAAGAGGUUCCCCGUCAAAAUCGCACGCAUGCCCCUGGUGCCUAGUCACUUUUACCGGCCCGAGUGA
Molecule: messenger RNA, 1191 nt
Organism: Lachancea lanzarotensis
Lineage: Eukaryota; Fungi; Ascomycota; Saccharomycetes; Saccharomycetales; Saccharomycetaceae
Gene: GCV1
Product: LALA0S02e09098g1_1
Exons: 1
Coding region: 1-1191 (396 amino acids)
Biological process (GO): glycine catabolic process
Cellular component (GO): mitochondrion
Molecular function (GO): aminomethyltransferase activity; protein binding
Source: RefSeq, a predicted model, not a curated record